AUGUCAUCAGACAUAAGCGCCCUGGUCCUUGACAUGGUCCCUGACAACCUUGCCUGUCAUAAAGCCCUUGAUCUCGCUAGAGAGGCACUGUCUGUCCCCAUCUUGAACCACUCUCUUCGGGUUUAUCUGCUGGCCCGAUUUCUUGCCAAGAAAGAGGCCUCUCCCUUUGUCUCUGAGGGGCAGAUUGGGCUCCUAUUCGUAGCGGCUAUUCUCCACGACGCUGGAGCGAGCCACCUCUACAAUGGCACGCAGCGCUUCGAGAUAUGCUCCGCUGAUUGUGCGAAAGACCAUCUCAUCAAACACGGCUACUCGGAAGCCGAGGCGCAUCAAGUCUGGACGGCUAUUGCAGUGCAUACGUCUCCCGGCAUAGCAGAGCGUAUCGACCCACUCUCUCGACUGAUUCGACUCGCUGUCCGGUCUGACUUUGGGUCCGACGAGUACAGAAGAAGCAUUGGAGUUGGCGAGUAUUGCAAAGAGAUAGAGGGGUUUCUGCCGAGGUUAGACCCCGAGAAAGCCCUAGGCGACGCCGUGGUCAAGCAGGCCAAGAAGAUCCCGCAAGCGGACAGUCUCACUUGGCCCAAUGACGACAAAUUUCCUGCUGCAAGCUGGCCCGGUAUUCUGCUGCGGGCACACGCCGAGAAUCCAGACCACGAGGGAGUAAACCCAGCGUUCUAA
Molecule: messenger RNA, 675 nt
Organism: Fusarium pseudograminearum CS3096
Lineage: Eukaryota; Fungi; Ascomycota; Sordariomycetes; Hypocreales; Nectriaceae
Exons: 1
Coding region: 1-675 (224 amino acids)
Source: RefSeq, a predicted model, not a curated record